Molecule: messenger RNA, 1211 nt
Organism: Cyprinodon variegatus (sheepshead minnow)
Lineage: Eukaryota; Metazoa; Chordata; Actinopteri; Cyprinodontiformes; Cyprinodontidae
Gene: olah
Product: oleoyl-ACP hydrolase
Exons: 4
Coding region: 32-610 (192 amino acids)
Biological process (GO): lipid biosynthetic process
Source: RefSeq, a predicted model, not a curated record
UUCAGUGCAGAGGAGCAGCUGGAGACUCAGGAUGGAGAAGGUGAUCAGCUGCUUCAGGAGGAGGCCAGAAGCUGUGACCCGCCUCAUCUGCUUCCCCUGGGCAGGGGGGGGCUCCAUCCACUAUGCUCGCUGGGGAAACGUGCUGAACAGCUCUGUGGAAGCCUCAUUCCUCAGCUGGCGCCAGAUUAACACUGACGCUGUUUUUAUUUUCCAGUCUGAGAUUCGCGCUAAAGCUCCAAAAAGAAGCGAGUUGUCGGACGAGCAGUUCCUGCGGUGGUUAACGUCUAUCGGAGGAACUCCUCCAGAGCUCCUGGCGAACCCUGAGGUCCUGAAGCUCUUCCUGCCGGCCCUGAAGGCCGACCUGCACGUGGUGGAGAACUACAGAUGGACCAAACCAGACGCUCCGUUCCUGGCCUGUCCCGUUACCUGCUUCGAUGGGAAGGAGGACGUUCCUCACGACUUACAGGCUUGGAGGAGCAUCACGUCUGGAGAUUUCACCAUCAGGAUGUUUGACGGCUCUCAUUUCUACCUGAAGGAUGCUGGGAAUGAAAAGAUCCUGUUAGACCACAUCACCAAGGCCUUGGAGACGGCAGAGAUGGAUUAUUUAUGAUUAAAGGGACUCUGUUAAGUAUUUUUUGGGGGGAAAUGUUUAUUCAAAGAUGUGGUGUGAGUUCAUAUGAUGUUUCCUUUUAUCUGGUGUUUCACUCAACGAGCCUCUGAAGUCAACCAGGAGAUAAUCCAGCUCUGUGGGAUUUAAUCCAGCCUAACUGAGCCGUUCUGACCGCAGAGGUUCUUUAGCGUCAUGAAGGCCGGCCAGGGAGGAGGUUCUGGUUCGGUUUGAAGCAGGGCUCGGUUCUGAAACGCUCCCUCUGAUUCAUCUGAACCAACUGCAUGGGCGUCCUGCUAGAUGCCACGGUGGUGGCGCCAUCAUGCUGUGGGGAGGCUUCUGGUGCCUCUGGAGGUAUUUACCGUUUGUAAAGCAGUCAAUAAUUAGUAGCAAUAUUUAUGGGUUUUUUUGCGUAUUUUAGGAGAAAAACAAUAUUUUUUUACUGUGUCAUUCAUUAAUUUAUAAAAAAUCUUACAUUUUUAAAUAGAUAUUUAACCUUAAAAUUAAUAUAGAUAAUAGAUAUUCCCAGGUUUUUAGUUUGGUAGUUUACUUCUGCUUUUCAGCAUGGAAAUUUACAUAUUAAGUUUAAGUAAAUAUUUUAUUU